Suillus subaureus is the source of this 1569-nucleotide messenger RNA. RefSeq names its product acyl-CoA N-acyltransferase. The coding region runs from base 1 to 1569 and encodes 522 amino acids. Gene Ontology annotation, biological process: regulation of DNA-templated transcription. The transcript has 9 exons. The record is from RefSeq and is a predicted model, not a curated record. NCBI's taxonomy places the organism in Eukaryota, Fungi, Basidiomycota, Agaricomycetes, Boletales, Suillaceae. Gene Ontology annotation, molecular function: histone acetyltransferase activity.
AUGACAGAUUCAACUAGCACACUUGCACGAUCGCAGGACACAAGUUAUAUCGUUAGCAAGAAUGGCGCGGAUCAACUUGUGAACAUACUUCAACGUCGCCCGGACGGACAAGUGUAUGUCCACUAUGAUGGGUUUGAUAAACGCCUGGACGAAUGGAUUCCAGGGGCUAGCCUCAAACCUGCCAACGAAUCCUCACGCAAAAGGAGGAGGGACACUCCUUCGCCUACGCCCACAGAGCCAGAAACCCAGCCCGAUCCCCUCAUGACCGAGGAAGAGUUUGACAUCAAACAUCACAAGCAGAUCACUGCGCAAAGAAACUUUGACAAGGUCAAUUUUGGGCAAUGGCGGAUCAAGACCUGGUAUUUCUCACCUUAUCCACUGACAGACUCAGAGCUUGAAGAUAGCACCGGACUACCUGGAGGCUCAGGUUCGACGUCCAAAAUUCCUGGUGUCAACAGAACGACCGUUCGAUCACAUGGGCGCACCUCUGACCUCUUGGCCGGCGGGCUUACUCGCUCACACCUCUCUGGUGAAAAGAGCAUAUUAUGGGUCUGUGAUCGUUGUUUCAAGUACAUGGCUGAGGGUGCAGCAUGGGAGAUGCAUAUAAAACAAUGCGAUAGAAGGCAUCCACCAGGACGAAAGGUUUAUCAGCGAGGUGCGCACAUAAUUUGGGAGGUUGACGGCGCCAAGGAUAAACUCUACUGCCAAAACCUCUCCCUGUUUGGGAAAUUGUUCAUCGACGUUAAAACUUUGUUCUUUGAUUGUGACAACUUCUUGUUCUAUAUCCUUACAGACGCGGAUUCGCAACGAGAUCAUGUUCUCGGAUUCUUUUCGAAGGAGAAAAUAUCUUACGAUGACUAUAAUCUCGCGUGUAUCAUUGUUCUCCCUCCAUAUCAGCGCAAGGGCUAUGGAAUGCUCAUGAUCGAAUUCAGCUACGAAGUAUCUCGCCGUGCUGGUAAAAUCGGCACACCCGAACGACCCCUCUCAGACCUGGGCUUAAGAAGCUACCUUACAUACUGGGUAGCUACGCUCAUUCGCUUCUUCAGACGACUUCUGUCAGUCCUCCCACCAGAUCGGCUCACAGUUACAUCCUCAGGACGGCUGCCUGACCUAAGUGAUGUGCUACCUCCGCCCUCGGAGGAUGCUAAUUCGCGAAAAAAGCGGGCGAAAGGAUGGGAUGGGGAAACGCCUGAUUCAAAUUCCACAUUUGCAUCACCAAACGGGCUGGAUGGUGAGUGCCCACCUGUGUCUACAUGUGAUUCCGUCCAGCACUCAACAUAUCUGUAUGUGAAUCUAGACACUAUUGCAGCAAUGCGCACCGUGCUAACAACUUCCAAUCCUGACGGCAGCGCGACCUCGCACGUCGUUGUGCGAUCUACCCUUGCAGAAAUCGCAUCAGCCACGAAUCUACGCAUCGAGGAUGCUGCGUUCGCGUUGAACGAAUGUGGGCUUUUGGGGAGCACAUUGGAUGGGGUAGUGGGGAUUACAAGAGAGAUGGUGGAGGCAGUGGCCAAAGAGAGGAAUGUAAAGAGAAUGUGUUUGGAUCCUGCCCAUGUCAUGUUGACGUGA